AUGGCCAGCAGCUCUGCCCAGCACCCUGCCACCAAGACCACGUACAUCUGCAAGUGUACUUUGAGAGGCGGCUGGAUGUGUCCCUUGGAAACAGCACCUCGGAUGGGGCAGCAUGGUAUCUCCUGGACAGCAACUGACAGCCCCUGGGGGGGGGGGGGGGGAUCUCUUCCAGUUCUGCCCUUCCAGGAGGUUUGGGGCCGCAGCUUUUGUCGGCCUUUGGAGAAGUUGGUGGACAUUGUGACUGAGUACCCCAGUGAGGUGGAGCACCUGUUCAGCCCCUCCUGUGUCUCUUUGCAACGCUGCACUGGCUGCUGUGGGGAUGAGAGGCUCCAGUGUGUCCCUGUGGAAACAGCCAAUAUCACUAUGCAGCUCCUGAGGAUGAAGCCGGAAGGGCAAGUACCCUAUGUGGAGCUGUCCUUUAUUGAGCACCGGCGGUGCAGUUGCAGGCCUCAACGGGACACAUUAAAGUCAGGAAGGAGGAGACGCAAGGGCAGAGGCAAAAAAAGACAAGACAAGAAGAGAUAUAAAGACUGUGACCUAUGCACUGUUCCACGCAGGUAGCCACCUCAGCAGGAGAGGGGAGCACCACAGUGCCUGUAUUUAUUACCCAGCCCACUCUGGCCUUUGUGUGCGCCAGCUGCAUCCCUAACUAAACCUUGUGGGCCCACUGGUAACCUCCGAGCUGUGACCCUCCAAGCAGACAGGAAGCUGCAAGUGAGUGAAGAUGAGGAAGUGGCACUGCCUAGUCUUGCUGGUGAGGACAAGCUGGACUUUUGCUUGGCUACCUGCAGGGAAACAACUCCAGGUGAAGGAGACAAGAUGAAGCCAGUCACCAGCCCAGCUGCAGGGCCCUCCCAAGAGUCUCUGUAUUGUUAACAGCUGAGAUUAAAGGACUUUUGUUCUAGCCAAAACCAGGAUCACAGCACAGUGAAGGAGCAGCGGGGCUGAGGCUCACAGUUUUUGUCCCCUCCAUGGUGAAGGGAGGGGACCACAGGGAUGGAGCUCAGCUGAGCCUGUAACUGAAGCUUAGAUUCUGCUCUGCCAAGUCUGGGUCAGAGCUUGAGGAGGUGCCUGUUCCAUGGGCUGCAGCAUUGGGACCACUCCCUACUGCUGUCAACUGCAGGUGUCUGUGCUUUCAUCACAGAGCCUCCUGUUCCUGAGCUGCCAGCUGGGAAUAGGACUGUACAGUUGCAGAAACAUGAGCCCAGCUCAAGCCUCCAGUGCAACAUACCCUGGCACUGUUGUGGAAAAAGACAAAACUGGAGGAAAAAACAGUAAGCAAAGAUGGGGGCUGGCCUGGGUCCUACCUCCCAUGGGGUGGGAGAAGGGAAGCACAGGCUUGGGAGCCCCAGGCCCCCUCAGUACCCUGUAUGCAGCACAGUCCCUAGGGCUCUCACCUGGCUGUAGCACAGCAACAUCCAAUCCUACACCCCUCUGAAUAAAGCUGCCGUAAACUCCAGGAGCCAGCUGUGCAAA
This is a messenger RNA of Gavialis gangeticus (Gharial), 1476 nucleotides long. It is a transcript of the gene PGF, whose product is annotated as placental growth factor. Gene Ontology annotation, molecular function: vascular endothelial growth factor receptor binding; growth factor activity; chemoattractant activity. Bases 1 to 561 code for a protein of 186 amino acids. Gene Ontology annotation, biological process: positive regulation of mast cell chemotaxis; positive regulation of angiogenesis; sprouting angiogenesis. The transcript is spliced from 7 exons. The record is from RefSeq and is a predicted model, not a curated record. Gene Ontology annotation, cellular component: membrane. Lineage: Eukaryota; Metazoa; Chordata; Crocodylia; Gavialidae.